GACGCUGCGAGAGGGGAAACCGAGGCUCCGGGCAAGAUGUGGAAAGCUGCGGUGGGCCACAACGUGUCUGCGAAGGUGGAGACCCAAGGAGAUGAUUGGGACACGGACCCAGAUUUUGUGAAUGACAUUUCGGAGAAGGAACAGCGCUGGGGGGCUAAGACAAUCGAAGGAUCUGGCCGUGCCGAGCACAUCAACAUCCACCAGCUAAGAAGCAAGGUUUCUGAGGAACAUGAAGUUCUGAAGAAGAAGGAGCUGGAAGCGGCACCCAAGGCUUCCUAUGGCUACGGGGGCAAGUUUGGAACCGAGAAGGACCGCAUGGACAAGAGUGCCCUGGGCCACGAGUAUGUUGCCGAGGUCAGCGUGCACGCUUCCCAGACGGAUGCAGCCAAGGGUUUCGGUGGAAAGUACGGCAUUCAGAAGGACCGAGCAGAUAAGUCUGCGCUUGGAUUUGACUACAAGGGAGAGGUAGAAAUGCACAUGUCCCAGAAAGACUAUGCCGUUGGGUUUGGUGGGAAGUACGGCGUGCAGAAGGACCGCCAAGACAAGUCUGCCUUGGGUUGGUCCCACAAGGAAGAAGUCAAGCCUCAUGAAUCUCAAACAGACCAUGCCGUUGGGUUUGGUGGGAAGUAUGGCGUGCAGAAGGACCGCCAAGAUAAGUCUGCCCUGGAUUGGUCCCACAAGGAGGAGGUCAAGCCCCACGAAUCUCAAACAGACCAUGCCGUUGGGUUUGGUGGGAAGUACGGUGUGCAGAAGGACCGCCAAGAUAAGUCUGCCCUGGGUUGGUCCCACAAGGAAGAAGUCAAGCCUCAUGAAUCCCAGACAGACCAUGCCGUUGGGUUUGGUGGGAAGUAUGGCGUGCAGAAGGACCGUCAAGACAAGUCUGCCUUGGGAUGGGCCCACCAGGAGGAGGUCAAGCCCCACGAAUCCCAGACAGACCAUGCUGUUGGAUUUGGUGGAAAGUAUGGCGUGCAGAAGGACCGUCAAGACAAGUCUGCCCUGGGUUGGUCCCACAAGGAGGAAGUCAAGCCCCACGAAUCCCAGACAGACCACGCUGUUGGGUUUGGUGGGAAGUAUGGCGUGCAGAAGGACCGUCAAGACAAGUCUGCCCUUGGAUGGGCCCACAAGGAGGAAGUCAAGCCCCACGAAUCCCAGACAGACUAUUCCCAGGGCUUUGGAGGCCGUUAUGGGGUGCAGAGAGACAGAGUGGACAAGAGCGCUGCCGGUUUUGGUGAAAUGGAAGCUCCCCUUUCCUCAUAUCAGAAGACAAAACCUGUAGAGGCUGCUUCUGCUGGGAUGGGUAACUUGAGGCAACGUUUUGAAAACAUGGCCAAGACUGCAGAGGAAGAGAACAAGAAGAGGGCAGAAGAGGACCGAGCCCGUCGCCAGGCCCAGCAACUUCAGGAAGCCCAAGAGAAGUCAAAGGGAAUGAAGAGGAGUGAAGAGCGAGUUCAGAGCCCUCCGUCGGUGCCUGGACAGGCGCACAGAAAGGGCAACCUGCCCCCUCUGCCUCCCGAACACCAGGAAGAAGAAGAAGAAGAGGAUAAUCCUCCAGUUCUUCCUCCACGGGGCCUGGACUUGCAAGGUGGCACCAGAGAACCUCCUCUCCCACCUUCUGGCCAGGACCAGGAGCAGGAACAUCCCAUCUAUACGGAAAGCAUCGAAGAUGGUGGUGACUACGAGGAGGUGAUUGAAAAUCUGGACCGUCCGGAACCUCCUCCCUUCAUUGAUGAUGAAGGAGGGGAUUAUGAGGAAAUGCCGGAUCACAAGGAAGUCUCCAAUGAUGACAGUGCUGAGGUGGACCAGGAGUAUGAGGAGCUCUGCAGUGGUCAUCCUGGAGGAAUGACUUCUUCAGCUGUUGAAGAGCACGUAUAUGAUGUGAGUGAAGGAAGUCUAUCUGCCCUGGCCCUUUAUGACUAUCAAGGAGAGGGGGAUGAUGAGAUUUCCUUUGACCCUGGAGAUACCAUCACAUCCAUCGAACGGGUAGACGAGGGCUGGUGGCGUGGAUCUUGCGGGGGUAGAGUUGGCCUGUUCCCCGCUAACUAUGUGAAGCUCCUUUCGUGAAGAUCUGCCCAAUGGUGGAAGCACCCAUCCCCUGCUUCUCCAGCGCCUUGUCUGUCUUGUUGUGCAACACAACCAGACCACAACCCUCUCCUGAGAUAGGAGAAGUGGAGAAGACCUGCCUUCUCUUGCAUGGAACAGUUGGAUGCGUUUUCCUUCCUAGAGCAAUUGUACAUCUCCAGGAUCUUCCUCCUCUUCUUCUCGUCAUGCGGUGUUCUCUGAACCUGGUUUCUUCAAUCUUUGGAACUGGAUCCCCACAACCUUCACAUGCCCCAUCUUUCUGGGGCUCCCAAUUCCAUCUUGGCUAAACCUCUCAUGGAACAAGAGAAAACCUGUGAGAUCUCCUGUUCUCUUAUCCUCAUCGCUUGCACGCCAGCCACUGGAAAACAGAGGAAGUAUAUUAAACCAUAAGCAACAUGAAAUAUA
This is a messenger RNA of Protobothrops mucrosquamatus (brown spotted pit viper), 2484 nucleotides long. RefSeq names its product hematopoietic lineage cell-specific protein. The coding region runs from base 37 to 2061 and encodes 674 amino acids. The record is from RefSeq and is a predicted model, not a curated record. The transcript is spliced from 19 exons. Gene Ontology annotation, biological process: regulation of actin filament polymerization. Lineage: Eukaryota; Metazoa; Chordata; Lepidosauria; Squamata; Viperidae. Gene Ontology annotation, cellular component: cortical actin cytoskeleton; plasma membrane; site of polarized growth. Gene Ontology annotation, molecular function: actin filament binding.